GUGGCCCCGGACCUCUUCUGGGGAACCUACCGCCCUCACGUCUACUUCGGCAUGAAGACUCGCAGCCCGCAGCCCCUUCUCACCGGACUGAUGUGGGCGCAGCAGGGCGCUACCCCAGAGACCCCUAAGCUCAGGCACACGUGUGAGCAGGGGGACGGCGUGGGUCCCUAUGGCUGGGAGUUCCACGACGGUCUCUCCUUCGGGCGGCAACACAUCCAGGAUGGGGACUUAAGGCUCACCACUGAGUUCGUCAAGAGGCCUGGGGGUCAGCACGGAGGGGACUGGAGCUGGAGAGUGACUGUAGAGCCUCAGGCGUCAAGUACCUCUGCCCUCCCUUUGGUCUCCCUGUUCUUCUAUGUGGUGUCAGAUGGCAAGGAAGUCCUACUACCAGAGGUUGGGGCCAAGGGGCAGUUGAAGUUCAUCAGUGGGCAUACCAGUGAACUUGGUGACUUCCGCUUUACACUUUUGCCACCAACCAGUCCAGGGGAUACUGCUCCCAAGUAUGGCAGCUACAAUGUCUUCUGGUCCUCCAACCCAGGACUGCCCCUGCUGACGGAGAUUGUGAAGAGUCGCCUAAAUAGCUGGUUUCAGCAUCGGCCCCCAGGGGCCUCCCCUGAACGCUACCUUGGCUUGCCAGGAUCUCUGAAGUGGGAAGACAGAGGCCCAAGUGGGCAAGGGCAGGGACAAGGGCAAUUCUUGAUACAGCAGGUGACACUGAAAGUCCCCUUUUCUGUGGAGUUGGUGUUUGAAUCAGGCAGUGCCCGGACAGGAGGAAACCGAGCCCGAGAGCAGCUGGCAGGCAGCAUACUGACCCAGGCCCUGGAGAGCCAUGCUGAAGCCUUUAGAGAACGCUUUGAGAAGACCUUCCAGCUGGAGGAGAAGGGUCUGAGCCCUGGGGAGCAGGCUUUGGGCCAGGCUGCCCUCAGCGGCCUCCUUGGAGGAAUCGGCUACUUCUAUGGACAGGGUCUGGUGUUACCAGAUAUGGGGGUAGAAGGGUCUGAGCAGAAGAUGGACCCAGCCCUCUUUCCACCUGUCCCUCUUUUCACAGCAGUACCCUCCCGGUCAUUUUUCCCACGAGGCUUCCUUUGGGAUGAGGGUUUUCAUCAACUGGUGGUCCAGCGGUGGGAUCCCCGCCUCACCCGGGAGGCCCUAGGCCACUGGCUAGGGUUGCUCAAUGCUGAUGGCUGGAUUGGGCGGGAGCAGAUACUGGGGGAUGAGGCCCGAGCCCGGGUGCCCCCAGAAUUCGUGGUGCAACGGGCAGUCCAUGCCAAUCCCCCAACCCUGCUUUUGCCUGUAGCACACAUGCUAGAGGUUGGUGACCCUGCUGAUCUGGUCUUCCUCCGCAGGGCCUUCCCCCGCUUGUAUGCCUGGUUCUCUUGGCUCCAUCAGAGCCAGGCAGGGCCAGUGCCACUAUCCUACCGCUGGCGGGGCCGGGACCCAGCCUUGCCAACCCUACUGAACCCCAAGACAUUGCCCUCAGGGCUGGAUGACUACCCCCGGGCUUCACACCCUUCAGCCACUGAGCGGCACCUGGACCUGCGAUGCUGGGUGGCACUGGGUGCCCGUGUGCUGACAAAGCUGGCAGAGCAUCUGGGAGAGGCCAAGGUGGCUGCUGAGUUGGGCCAACUGGCUGCUAAUCUGGAAGCAGAGGAGAUCCUGGAUGAACUGCACUGGGCCCCAGAGCUAGGGGUCUUUGCAGACUUUGGGAACCACACAAGAGCAGUCCAGCUGAAGCCUAGGCCCCCCCAGGGGCUUGUUCGAGUGGUGGGCCGGCCCCAACCUCACUUACAAUAUGUAGAUGCCCUGGGCUAUGUCAGUCUUUUUCCCUUGCUGCUGCGGCUGCUAGACCCCAACUCGUCCCGCCUUGGGCCCCUGCUAGACAUCUUAGCUGACAGCCGCCAUCUCUGGAGCCCCUUUGGUUUGCGCUCCCUUGCAGCCUCCAGUCCUUUCUAUGGCCAGCGCAAUUCAGAGCAUGACCCUCCCUACUGGCGGGGUGCUGUGUGGUUCAAUGUCAACUACCUGGCCUUGGGAGCGCUCUACCACUACGGGCAUCUAGAAGGUCCCCACCAGGCCCGUGCUGCCAAACUCCACAGUGAGCUCCGUGCCAAUGUGGUGGGCAAUGUGUGGCAGCAAUACCAGGCUACAGGUUUCCUGUGGGAGCACUAUAGUGACAGGGAUGGGCGGGGUAUAGGCUGCCGCCCUUUCCAGGGCUGGACCAGCCUUGUCUUACUGGCCAUGGCUGAAGACUACUGAAGAAGGGAGAUGGGAGGGGAGCCAGGCCACUUGUGCCACUCUAGAUCUGAAGGGACAAGGUCUCUGGCUUCUGCCCCCAGCCCCUCAGAUGCCAGUAAUUCAAAUACUUUUUCAUCUCAGGUGUCUCCUUAUUGUCAUCCCAUACCGCCCUGGGGUGAAUGUGAAUUCAGAGUCUAUUUUUCUAAAUAAAUUGGAAAAACAUAGUAAACUA
This is a messenger RNA of Galeopterus variegatus (Sunda flying lemur), 2464 nucleotides long. RefSeq names its product mannosyl-oligosaccharide glucosidase (gene MOGS). Gene Ontology annotation, biological process: protein N-linked glycosylation; oligosaccharide metabolic process. The record is from RefSeq and is a predicted model, not a curated record. The transcript is spliced from 4 exons. Gene Ontology annotation, molecular function: Glc3Man9GlcNAc2 oligosaccharide glucosidase activity. Gene Ontology annotation, cellular component: endoplasmic reticulum membrane. Bases 52 to 2253 code for a protein of 733 amino acids. Lineage: Eukaryota; Metazoa; Chordata; Mammalia; Dermoptera; Cynocephalidae.